This is a messenger RNA of Musa acuminata AAA Group (dessert banana), 1479 nucleotides long. Its product is annotated as short-chain dehydrogenase/reductase 2b-like. Gene Ontology annotation, cellular component: membrane. NCBI's taxonomy places the organism in Eukaryota, Viridiplantae, Streptophyta, Magnoliopsida, Zingiberales, Musaceae. The record is from RefSeq and is a predicted model, not a curated record. The coding region runs from base 135 to 1235 and encodes 366 amino acids. The transcript is spliced from 5 exons.
GGAUACAGAGCUACAUCUAUUCUUGUAUUUUUUUAUGAAUCUAUCCAUGUUAGGCUCAUCAAUUGAGGGAGAAAAAUGGAAAAUCCAACGGCACCUCCCACCAGGAUACAGUUCUUUUAUCCCACAUUCAAUUCAUGAAGCUACCAAACUCUCUGAAACUUGACUGUCAGCUAGCAAAGCUUAGAACUUGGAGAGAUAUGGAUAUAGAGGUACAUGUAACCUUGGCUGCUACUGUUAUUACAACCAAAGCCAAGCUAGAUCAAAACAACUCUCCAGAUUUUCCAUUUCUCUUCUUUUAUCAGCCAUCAGAUAUGAGAGGAGGCAUCUGCAGCCCAAGACAGAAUUGGAUUGCAGUGGUUACUGGAGCCAACAAGGGCAUUGGAUUGGAGGUGUGCAGACAGUUGGCAUUCAAUGGAGUAAAGGUCAUACUGACUGCCAGAGAUGAGACAAAGGGAAUGGAAGCUCUGGAAAAGAUGAGAGACUCUGAGCUUUCUGAUAUCAUCUUUCACCAGCUGGAUGUGACUGAUGCAUCUAGCAUUGCUUCCUUGGCUGACUUCAUAAGGACUCAGUUUGGAAAGCUUGACAUUCUGGUGAAUAAUGCAGCAGUUGGAGCAUUAACUGUGGACAUGGAUGCUCUAAAAGCAUCAAAACCCACAGAUGAUGAGAACACCCAAGAUACAGGUGAUAUACCAGAUUGGCUGAAGCCACAUGUGGUUCAAUCCUUUGAGAUGGCAGAAACUUGUUUACAGACUAACUACUAUGGUGCUAAAGCUGUCAUUAAAGCCUUCAUCCCCCUUCUCCAAUCAUCUCUUUCAGGAAGGAUCAUCAACGUGUCAUCCACCCUUGGGCAACUCAGGGUAAUUUCAAAUGAAAGGCUACAAGAGGAGCUAUCAGAUGUUGAUUGCCUGACAGAAGAGAGACUUGAUCAACUGUCAACUUUGUUUCUGAAGGAUUUCAAGGAUGAUUUGCUGGGUUCCAAUGGUUGGCCAACCAUGGCAUCUGCAUAUAAAGUCUCUAAAGUAUUUAUCAAUGCUUACACUAGGAUUCUUGCAAAGACUCACCCUGCUUUGUGCAUUAACUGUGUGAAUCCUGGCUUUGUCAAGACUGACUUGAACUGGAACAGCGGGAUCUUGACAGUGGAAGAAGGAGCUAAAGGACCAGUGCUAUUGGCCUUGGGGUAUCAUGACAGUGCCACUGGCUUGUUCUUUGACCAAACUGAAGCUUCAUCCUUCUGAAACAUGUAAGCUUCAUCUUUGAUGAUGCUAUUGGUAGGAGUACAUUAAGGCGGAUAGAUGGAUCUUUAGGAGCUCAUGCAAAUCUUGAUUGCAACGCAACCCCCAACACCAGUGUGUGUAGAAGUAUGGGAGCUUCCACUAUGUUAUGCCUGUCUUUUCCAAGAGUUAAUAGAUAAAAAGUGGGAAAACUCGAGAAUAUUUUUUGUCAAUGAUUAUGUAUUGGAUUAAAAGAGUUUUAUCUCCA